AUGAGCGACUCAAAACUCCCGGCUGAUGGGAUCUCUCAGUAUACAAGAGAUAAGGCAAGUCGUACAAGAAUUGCGAUUGAGAGCUUCUAUGCACAAUGUGUCACUCAAGCAGUUGAACGAGAGAAAAGAGCCACAAAGUUGGAAGAAGACAUGUCAGUGAAAGGACUUAAUGAAGAACAGAAAGAAGAUCAACGAAAUGCUUUGAAGACAAAAGAAAGCGACUUCUUGAGAUUAAAGAGAACUCGUUUGCAAGUCUCUGAUUUUGAUUCGCUGAAGAUCAUUGGAAGAGGGGCUUUUGGAGAGGUUCGCUUGGUUCAAAAGGUCGACACUGGGCACAUCUAUGCAAUGAAGAUAUUGAGAAAAUCAGAGAUGCUAGAAAAGGAACAGACAGCUCACGUUCGAGCCGAAAGGGAUAUUCUAUCAGAAGCCGAUUGUGAAUGGGUUGUCAAAAUGUACUACUCGUUUCAAGACUACGCAAAUCUGUAUCUCGUUAUGGAGUUUUUACCAGGAGGUGACAUGAUGACUCUACUGAUCAAAAAGGACACCUUGUCAGAAGAAGCAACUCAAUUUUACAUUGCUGAGGCGGCGUUGGCUAUUCAAUUCAUUCACAAUCUCAGCUUCAUCCAUCGUGACAUCAAACCUGAUAAUUUGUUGUUGGAUGCCAGGGGUCACAUCAAACUCUCGGACUUUGGCCUUUGCACGGGAUUGAAAAAGAUUCACCGAACCGAGCAUUACAGGAACUGGCCCAGUCAACUGCCAGCUGAUUUCGUACAAAAACCCUUCGAAUCAAAACGCAAAGCAGAAACAUGGAAAAAGAAUCGACGAGCUUUUGCCUAUUCCACCGUUGGCACUCCCGAUUACAUUGCUCCAGAGGUCUUUCAACCAAACGGCUACACGAAGAGCUGUGACUGGUGGAGUCUUGGAGUGAUUAUGUACGAGAUGUUGAUUGGUUAUCCGCCGUUUUGCUCGGAAACACCACAAGAAACUUACCGAAAAGUGGUCAAUUGGCAGCAGACUCUUGUUUUCCCGCCCGAAAUGCCGAUCUCGGUUGAAGCUAGAGCGACAAUCAAAAGAUUCUGCUCUGAAUCGGAGCGACGAAUGGGACACAACAAUGGAAUCGAUGAGAUCAAAGCAUGUCCGUUCUUCAAGCGCAUUGAUUGGAAUCAUAUCAGAGAAAAGCCGGCUCCCAUUAGAGUAGAAGUGAAAUCGAUUGAUGACACGUCGAACUUUGACGAGUUCCCAGAUGCCGAUCUGUCACUACCUCUUCCCACCCAGCGUCCCCCAGACGCUGAGCUUCCCGGUAGACGAGGCGAAUUCGUCGAUUUCACCUACAAACGAUUCGAUGGUCUCACGCAAAGAAUGCGAUUUGAAGGAAAUGAUCCGAUUCCGCGCUCUAAUCUCUCUGAUGGAAGUCGCCGU
This is a messenger RNA of Mesorhabditis belari, 1419 nucleotides long. NCBI's taxonomy places the organism in Eukaryota, Metazoa, Nematoda, Chromadorea, Rhabditida, Rhabditidae. The record is from the annotation of a GenBank genome assembly.